UCGGUGGUGAACAAGACUCGGGACGACGAGCUCUCGGCCCGCAAGCAAUGGAAUCGAUCCAGGGCGCACAUGGGCUGCUCUUUCGCACCGCACUUCUCUGAUUCACAGCCUCGUAUUGCAGCACCUCGACGGUUGAACAUGGCCGUGCUAGAGCAGGCCAGGCAUCGCCGAGUGCUUUGGAGGUUUCCUUAGGGUUCUAUCCUUUCUUCGUCCCUCAAUUCCGUUGUUUGUCAUGGGUGCAGCCGAUUUGCAGUAUUUGCUGUGGCUGGUAGGGAUUGCCACAUGUGUCAAGGUUCUCUUGGUGCCAGCCUACCACAGCACGGAUUUCGAAGUUCAUAGGCACUGGCUUGCAAUUACGCACUCCCUCCCUCUCAAAGAGUGGUACUCCGACGAAUCCAGCCAGUGGACCCUCGACUAUCCUCCUUUCUUCGCCUUCUUUGAACGGUUUCUUGCAAUUUUCGCCUCAUGGUUUGAUCCUCAGAUUGUUGACCUAGUUAAUGGCCAGAACUAUGCCGUCAGGAGCGUGGUGCUGUUUCAGAGAGGCACUGUUAUGGCAGCGGAUCUUGUUCUCUAUUGGGGGUUAUGGGAAAUCGGAAGUGGUCUCUCAAGAAUGAGACGUAGGAUCCUCUACUUGGUUGUCAUAUUUUCGCCCGGGCUUCUGAUAGUGGAUCACAUCCAUUUUCAGUAUAAUGGGUUUUUGUUCGGGAUUUUAUUUUUGUCGCUGGCUGCGAUGCGGGAUGGGAAUGACCUGCUCGGUGGCAUCUACUUUGCCGCUCUGGUGUGCUUUAAGCACUUAUUUGCGAUUGCGGGGCCAAUUUACUUCGUGUAUAUCCUGCGGCAUUAUUGUAAAGGACCCCAGAAAAUAGCUCGAUUCUGUAUUAUGGCAAGUGCGGUGAUUAGCAUUGUAGCACUUGCAUUCGGUCCGUUUCUAUAUCAUGGCCAGAUGCCGCAGUUAAUGAAGCGGCUGUUUCCUUUCGGGCGGGGUUUAUGUCACGCAUACUGGGCUCCCAAUGUGUGGGCCCUGUACAGUACAGGUGACAAAUCUGCAACUGUCGUAAUGCGGAAGUUGUUCGGUGUUUAUAUCGAUAGACCUAAAGCAGGCUUGACAGGGGGCCUCGUUGGAGAUUUCACACCGUAUGCUGUCUUCCCUCAGAUUACUCCAAUUGUGUCAGCAAUUCUCGUUAUCGGCUCAAUGAUGCCAUGCCUCGUGCAGGCCUGGCGUAAACCGGUACCAAAUGCCUUCAUCCGCUGGGUUGUGUACACGUUCACAUGCGGGUUUAUGUUUGGGUGGCAUGUCCACGAGAAAGCUUCUUUGCACAUGGUGAUACCAUUCAGCGUGCUGGCAGUUGAGCGUUUGGAGGAUGCAAGAGCGUUCCUCUUCUUGUCGGUGGUUUCGACCUACUCGCUGUUUCCUCUUCUCUUUGAAUCGAAGGAGUACCCUAUCAAGGUGACUCUUCUCCUUCUAUACGCACUUGUGAUUUGGCUCAACUUCUCGCAAUUAUUUGGAACCAGCACAAAGGAUUCAGGGGAUUUAAAGGCGAAAGCAGCUUCAAAUACGGAACUCAAUGUUCAAGAGACUGUGAAGCCUUUAAUAGGUCCAGUAGAAGGAGCUUAUUUAGGGGGCAUAAUGGUAAUAGAAAUAUAUGGGCAAUGCUUUCAUCCAUUGUUCUUUGGAGGCUCGUUUCCUUUUGUACCGCUGAUGCUGACAUCGGUGUACUGUGCUUUGGGAAUGACAUACUACUGGCUAGAUCAGUUACACAUGGUGUUGUCUAGCUGACAUUGGCAUUGAUGCGAGGUUUAGACCUGUGUGAGAUUAGACUCAAGUUAGGCUCUUAAGAGGAAAACCAUGUGGCCUUUUCAGGCUACUGCCGGGAUGUAGAAAUGGUUUUUGCAUUUGUAUUGUCAACCCAUCACUGCCGAUGGAUUCGGAUUAAUUUUUUCGUCAAACAGCGCCACUCACCAUCUCCUACAGAACUUUCUGAGCUCUAAUUCUAUCGGCAUGCUCAACGCCUCGAUGCUAUUUAAUGGAAUACCUGGACAAGUCAGGAUGAAUGACGAACGUCAUGGUUCUCUCAAGUGGUUCAAUCCUGCGUGCCCUGGGGAGACCGACCGAUCGGCUGUAUUUGUGUUCAUCCGACGAGUACUGCACACUAUCAGGAUUGUCGACUUUUAAAACAAUGUUACAAUUCAUACUUAGUCCUGCUGCACUCGAACACAACAAGAAUAAACGUGGUCUGAUUUGAGAGUAAAGUCGGAAUUCGGGGCCACUGAUGCCGCACCGCAAAGGAACUGAACACAAAUAUCCCUGCCCCCACUUCAUGUAAAACGACGACGGUCUACCAUCGGUCUACCAUCUAUCAGUAAUGAGAGUCCUGGAUAUAAACCACGGGAGGCCGCUUGGCUUGCAAGGAGGAAGCUUGUGAAAAAGGAUUGAGCCCGUUUCCCAGGUUAUCUCAUUGCAUUCCUUGUUAAUGCAAGAAAUUGAGGCGAUUCUAGUGAAAGUCGAGAGGCAAUGGGCAUAUAGAUUAAGGUGAUUGCCUACAAGCACAGAGCCAUCGGGGGUCAUGUUUCCAAAUGAAGCAUCCACCUUUGUCAGCAUGUUUCCAUGUAAUGGAACCAAGCUGUAACGUAGGAAGUAGCGCAGAGCAUGGUUAGGGUCUUCCAGACACCGACCAGGAGCGCCAGCAGUGGAAGAUGGUGGGAUCGUUUUCCUUUCAGAGCGCAUGUAACCCGAGCCUGUGACGAAAUCCAAGCCGCCCAAGGCCAAGACUACCUGCAAAGGCCGACGGAUAUACAAUGAACCAAAGCGGGAUGGAGUGUUGAGAUGGUUAACUACGUGCUGUCGAGCUCGAACACCACCACUUACAAGGUCAUGCUCCCGCCCAAGGAGGAAGAGAAGAAGAAACUGGUCGAGUGUUGAUCGAAUGACAAUCUCCAGAAGCAGAGCCGCACCCUGACUCUCAAGCGCAAGCCUCCUCAUGGUGGUUUGAGAAUCGACCCAAAAUCUCCUAUUCACUCUCCUAUUCACACGAUAAUGAACUUGAGCUCCAGCAACAUAUUGGUCAUCUCCCUGGGCAUGACCUAUUUCGAUGUAACAGUUCUAUUACGGGACAGUCAAUACAAGCUUACACUCAUCA
Messenger RNA from Physcomitrium patens, 3137 nucleotides. NCBI's taxonomy places the organism in Eukaryota, Viridiplantae, Streptophyta, Bryopsida, Funariales, Funariaceae. The record is from RefSeq and is a predicted model, not a curated record.